Coregonus clupeaformis (lake whitefish) is the source of this 1319-nucleotide messenger RNA. RefSeq names its product eukaryotic translation initiation factor 3 subunit J-A-like. The coding region runs from base 84 to 830 and encodes 248 amino acids. NCBI's taxonomy places the organism in Eukaryota, Metazoa, Chordata, Actinopteri, Salmoniformes, Salmonidae. The record is from RefSeq and is a predicted model, not a curated record. The transcript has 8 exons. Gene Ontology annotation, cellular component: eukaryotic translation initiation factor 3 complex; cytoplasm. Gene Ontology annotation, molecular function: translation initiation factor activity.
GCCUCGUUGUCUACUUCCGCCAUCUGCUUUGCUGCUUUCAGUUCAGUUGAGAGGUCUGUCAAACCCGCACACACACAGCCAAGAUGGCGGAUGCCGACGAUUGGGACGCUGACAACUUCGAGCCGGACGUCGCGCCGAUCAAAACGGCGGUAGUGCUGGACAAAUGGGAAGGCGAAGACGAAGAUGAAGAUGUGAAGGAUAACUGGGAUGAUGAAGAGGAAGAGAAGAAAGCAGAGGCAAAGAAAGCAGAGGCCAAAGUGUCUGAGAAGAAAAAACUGGCCGAAAAAAUCAAGGAGAAAGAAAACCGGCUAAGGAAAAAGCAACAAGAGCUGAAAAAGAAAUUGGAGGAAGAGGAAGAGCUUACACCCGAACAACAGCUAGCAGAAAAGUUGAAAGUCCAGAAAAUGCAGGAGGAAGCAGACUUGGAGCUGGCAAAAGAGGCUUUUGGCAUUUCAGGGGGUAGUACCACAAACAAUGUUUCUGGAAUUGAAGCCAUGUGCCCAUCUUCUAAAGAAGACUUCACAGAGUUUGAAAAGCUGCUGAAAGUGAAGAUAUUACAGUAUGAAAAAUCAGUGCAUUAUUCAAGCUUCUUGGAGUCGUUGUUUCGGGAGCUCUGUAUUUCAUUGGAAAUAGACGACUUAAAGAAAAUCAGCUCUUCCCUGACAGUGCUACUUAAUGAAAAACAGAAGCAAGAAAAAGCAAUCAAAGGCAAAAAGAAGAAGAAAGGAGCUGUACUUGGUGGUGGUAUGAAAGCCAAGGGAAAAGAUGACCUUGCAGACUAUGGAGGAUUCGAUGGUGGCUACACCCAAGACUAUGAUGACUUCAUGUGACCACAGCUAUAUCCCCACUGCCUUUUUACCCUUUAACCCUCAGAAAUGCAGCUGUACUUCUCAUGCUGUCCAGUGUCAUCCUGGAAAAACCUGAACAAUGUGUCGCCCUUUCAUUUUGCUUCAAUGAUCCGAGGACAAUACAGGGAGCAUCCAGUACCAACACUUCUGUUAAUACAUAAUGAAAUGGCCUUUUCUCUCAUUCAGUCUCCAAACUUCAUAAAGAUACAAAACACAGUGAAAAAUACUUUACUUGCUGUAUGUGAUUUGUAGAGCAUGUUUUUGAUUUAGAGAAAUUAUGCUCAUGUCAAUUAAUUCCAGUUGCUACUGCAAUGACAUCACAACAAAUUAGGUUCUAUGCAAAUAAUUUCACCCAGAAUGUCUAUAAAUAUUAUAGGUAUUUCACUUUACCUGUCGAUGGGUUUCUUACAGGAAAGUAUAUAGUAUCUAUAACGUAGGUUGCCAAAUACACAUUAUCUUUAUCCAUUGAAA